AAUCAGAUGAUCAACAACUCGAUCAAGCAAAAAGUAAUCCUACUAAAGAUUUAGAUAGAGAAAUGAAAAUAGAAACAGAUUCUUCAAGCAUAGUUACUAUAACCUCUAAACUUAAAGAAAAUAUAUCUAAUACUGAGAAGGCAGAAACUAUAUCUGUGUUAACAAAGAAGAAAAAAGAAAAUAAAAGAAAGCUUCAAACAAUGGAAUCUAACUAG
Messenger RNA from Scutellospora calospora, 215 nucleotides. The record is from the annotation of a GenBank genome assembly. Lineage: Eukaryota; Fungi; Glomeromycota; Glomeromycetes; Diversisporales; Gigasporaceae.